AUGCAUAAUAAGAACAAUGACUUGAGUGAUCUUGAGCAUGAUGAUAGGUUAAUAUAUAAUUCUGUAGUUACUGUUCAGAAAAAUGAGAAGUCAGGCUUUUCUGAAGAAAAACUAUCUCUUAAUAGAAAGAGAUUUUUUAAUGGCAUUGAAUUUACUCAAGAAAUGUGUGAAUGUGUAGCAUUUUAUGUCAAUGUAAUUAAACUAAAACCAUUACAGAUUAAAAAAGCUUUAAAGCAAGAAUUUCCUGAUUAUGAAAUUUAUCUUUUCAAAGUUCACAAAGCAACUGCAAAAUUUUAUUGUGAGAAGCAAAAAGACAUUUCGAAUGAUGCUGCAUCCUUAUAUGAGAAUUUAUUAAGAAAGAAGAAAGAAGAUCCUUACUGUGAUAUUAUUUUAAAUGAUAAUACUGCUAAAACAAAUCGCUAUGACAAGGCUCUCUCACUUUUUUUAUACAUUGAUAAUCAUGGGCUUUUCUGUCUUAUAGAACUUUCUGAAGCUUUAGAAACAAGUAUAAAUGAAGAAAGCAACAAAACAAAAUAUAUUUAUUGGAAAACUCAAAUUCCAUUAAUGUCUUCUGUUAUCAUGUUACCACAAGCAUUGUUUCCUGAAGUUGACAAAACUUUGACAUCCUCUAUUACAAAAGCUGAGCUAAUUAAAUAUCAAAAGCCUGAAUUAGAUACUACACAAUUUAUUGAAGAUGACAAAGAUGUAAUGCAGGUUUCUGUAAACUAUAUGCUAAGAAAUGUGGAUGUUAAUAGAAUUGAGGAAACCUGGGCUAUUUGCACAAUUACAGCAUUAAAAUUUUGUUAUUUUGUAAUACUUCUUUCUGAUAAAACUUAUGUAUGUUCCUGCUUAGGACUUCUAAUGAGAGAUAAUACCAAUAAAUUGUUUACACCUAUAGCUGAUCUUCAAAAUGAAAGAAAAGAGGAUAUUAGUGAACAAAAAUUGUAUUGA
Molecule: messenger RNA, 951 nt
Organism: Cetraspora pellucida
Lineage: Eukaryota; Fungi; Glomeromycota; Glomeromycetes; Diversisporales; Gigasporaceae
Source: the annotation of a GenBank genome assembly